UUGUUGCGUCUUUUGGUUUUUUAACCUGAGUUGUUGGUGGUCAUAUUUUCACUUUUUUUAGGUGGGAGUUUUCUGAGCUUUCUUUACCUAAAGAGUGGAAUGCAUCUUAAUAUUUCCCCCUUUUUCUCCUGUUUCUUCCCAGGGAAGGAGAAAUAUAUUUAUUAUGACAGAAUUUUAUCAUAUUUUAGGCUCAUAUCGAAAAAUUGACAAGUGCAGGAACUGCUGUAUGUAGAAAUAGUCACAUUGGCCUGGAAAAUGAAAGCCAAAAAGAGUGGGAAGCAGUCACAUGUGGAGCCAUUGGCCUUGUUUUCUUUUUUCAGUAAAUCCUUCUAGUAUUAAUACCUAGUUUAAUAAAACUGAUUUUAAAGAGUUGUACCUUUUACGACAUUUCAUUGAACUACUCUACUUUUAAUGUCCUACAGUGUGACAAAAUUUUGUCUCCAUUAUUGAUGAAAUGGGAGCAGACUUUUUGUAUGUUGGUGUUGUCUUUGUGGUAUAGAUCUGGGGAGAAUGUCUUGUUUGGUGGUAAAUUAACAUUUUGGCAAUAUCUAGGUCACGAAAUAGGAUUUAACCUGGGUAUGUUUAAACCUGGGUAUCCACGUCCCUGGUUGAAAUCUUCCCAACAGAUUUAUCUUUGACCAAGUCACCCUGUUGUGUUGUGCCAUGGACCAAGAUUGAACAGUGCUGCAUCUAGUCCAGGCCUCUCUGAGGUUAGAUCGAAGGACCCCCAUCCACAAUGCUCUUGUAGCCUUCCUCUUGUCAAAGAAUUAGAGCUCACGCAGAGGGCAGUGCGUAGAGAGCUGCUGUGCCUUCCGUGUCCCAGCUGUGGGGGCCAGUUGGCCUUUUGGUUUUGGCGAAUCCUGCUUUAUGAUAAGGCCCCCUCGCAUUUCCCACUGUUUCCGUGAGAGGUGGGCACUGUGCUGUAUAUGUCCUACAGGGCAUGUUGUACUCAUACUUGUCCUGUCUGAGUGUGCUGUAGCUCCUGUUGUUGUUUUAAGUUCAACUUUUAUCAAUAAAGAGAAUGUCUUCACAUCGGAUGAAAGAUGGCUGUGUGGUGUGGUUUGUGGGAUGGAUUCUGAUGUUCCGUUUUGUGUUCUGCACGUGGAACUGUCUUGUUCUCCUGGUUCUAAACGUGGCCAGCUGACUGCGGAAGCCCUCGGAGUUCCGCAGUGACUUCAUAGAGGAGCUCCUUGGGACUCCGGGACAGCGCCAAGAUGUCUCAGUUGAAAUGGAAGUCGAAAACCAGCAUACCUCUGUCAAACGUAGCCAGCAAGUUUACCUGGGGAGAACACGCUGGUUCAGGGUCAAGACCAGUGUCCUCCGAGGACUUAAGAGAGAGCCCACAGUCUCAAAAGGCAUCCACCCCAGGUGGAGUCCAGAAAAGCGAGGAGGUUCUUAGCUCCCCGGCAUCAUCUAUCACCCUUAGCCAACAUGAGUCUCAACUGUUUACCCCGCUACACAUGGCCAAGAUGGAGAAAAUGUUUGAGGAUGAUACUGACUCGGCCAGAGCCCUGGACAUGAAUGCUUUCAUUAAGGCCAUGAAGAAGAUUCUGAGCAAUAUGUCAGAUGAGAUGCUGGAGGCGCUGUUUCUGAAGGUGGACACAGACUGUACUGGCUCCGUCACCUGGCAGAAGUAUGUGGAUUACAUGAUGCGGGAGUUCCAGAGAAGGGAGAGGAUGAAAACAAGCCAGUACCGCCUGCGCUUCCACCUUCCCAUGAGGAUCGUCCCCCUGAACCAUGGCUGUGAGAUUGUGAAGGUGCAGUUUUUAACCCAGCGGUUCAAGAAGACGGGACAUCUCCUGACUGUCACCAAGGAUGGGAUCUUGCAGAUCUGGUCUGAGGCCUUCUCGCUGCUUAACUCCUUUAGGCUUAACCAGAUCCAGCAGGUCUAUAACCUGCAGAUGUGGGUCAUCGACAUGGUGUGUCUCUAUAACAUGAACCUGAUUGCAGUUGCAUCUACUGACCAGAAGAUAGAGUUCUUUGACAUUAGCAACCGUAACUGUGCCCGGGCCUUCACCUUCAUUGAUCUGGACAGCUGUGUCCUGGCCAUGGACUACUGGUCUGACUAUCACAGAGGUGUGUUCUGCUACGGGGACACCAAAGGCAACGUCAUCGUCUUCACCUCUGACAAUGUGACCCACGGGUUGUUCAACCCCCGAAUCCUUCCCAGGACCUCCAAAUGGGAUCACUGGACCAAAGUUUCUGCACGGAAGCUCCUAAAUGAAAAGUCCCCUUUGUAUAGGAGUUACCAGCUGAAGGCUCUCCAUCCCAACUGGUGCCAACAGGUCAAGUUCAUCCCCCAGCUGAACACGGUGGCCUCCUGUUCGGCCAUUGAGAAGUCCUCUCUGGUGCUGACCAUGUUGCCGUCCAAAGCCCCAGAGAGCCCCAAGUUUUCAGUGCUGAACUUAAGAAAAGGGAUUCUUUGCUUUGAUUACUGCCCAGACAAGAACUUAGUGGUGACCGGUGGCUAUGACCCCCUCAUCCGCCUGUGGAACCCCUUCUUCUCAAAAAAGCCCGUGUGGAUGAUGAAGGGGCAUCAGACUUCUGUGACGCACAUCCUGGUGAACAGUAAGAAUAGCAGCAUCCUCCUCAGCGUCUCCAAGGACAAGAAUAUCCGCGUGUGGGACAUGCAGGACUACAUAUGCCUCCAGUCCUUCUGUGGGAAGCUUUUCGCCCUGGGGAACUGCCCCAUCACCAGCAUCUACUUCCACAAGAGUGAAGACAGUCUCAUCUGUAGCACCUAUUCGAUUGGGAUCCUCAAAGGGUACUUGGAGACCGAGGAGCCAGGAAAAACAGGGGAGAAGACCACGACCUACAGCUCACCCGUGUGCGCCGUCCUCUACAGCAAGAUUUUUAAGCAGGUGGUGAGCGGCUGCCUGAGCAGCUUGGUGAGUGUGUGGGAGGUGGCGACGGGCAGGCGGACGAUGGAGUUCUCUGUGGCCGGCGACCAGCAGAUGGAGCUGACCUCCAUGUGCCUGGAUGAAUCGGAGCGCUGCCUGCUCACUGGUUUGCGGGACGGCACUGUAAAGAUGUGGAACUACGCCAUUGGUGAAUGCCUACUGGUCUUCCCCAACACGGACCACCUGGAGAUUAGUGGGAUUGUCCAUAUGAACAAAGCGUUCUACGUGACCGGGUGGAGUAAGAGAAUCACUUGUUUCAUGCUCCACAAGGCCAAGCCGGUGCUCAUGUGCUACCACUGGCACACCUUCCACAAGGAGGACGUUCUGAGCAUGGCCAAGUACCAGAACCAGUUCCUCGGGACCUCUUCCUACAAUGGGGACAUCCUCUUCUGGAACGUCAACCUGUUCAAGCCCAUCCUCAAUUUCAACGCCUCUGUGAGCCCCUUGCCUUUGCUGCCCAAGAAGGUCCAAGAAGUGGACAACUUCCUGGCCAAGAGCCUAUGGUCGGGCAAGUCCUGCAUGGAGCACCAGGAGUGGGCUCACAGACCACCAGGGCAGCCCCCGGGCCCCAGAGCCAGGACUGUGGCCAACGCCAACCUGCAACGGAACCUGAUGUCGGCCCCCCCGGUGAUGAAGCACCCCAGAGACAAGCAGCCAGAGAGGCCUGCGCCCCCACAGAAACCUGUCCACUCUGGAAGCCCCAAGCUGUUAAGAACGGCCUAUGGUGCUCAAAGAGGGGAAUUCCAGAAGAAGAUACUGCUGCAAUCCAACGCGUCGGUGGAGAAGAUCAUCUUCCUGCAGACCAGGCCUCGCCAGCCACGUGUAGCCGUCCUGCUGAGCAGCUGCAUCGAUGGCCACAUCUAUGCCUGGUCCAUCCACGGGGGUGGAGGCCUGCUGGGGAAGUUCCCUGUGGACUUCCUAAGCCGGGGGGAUGUGGUCGUGGGUGCCAUGGCCACGGAUGAAAAAGACUUGAUCCUUGUCACAGGGGAUUGUAAAGGAUACAUCAAGAUCUGGGACAUCAAGGAUUACUGCACAUUCACUGACAGGUGGUCAUCUCAACCCAGUGGAACAAACAAGUUCCAGUUCUUAAUUCCUGAACGGGUCCAGAUCAACCUCCCACACUACAUCCCCUUGGAGGAGAAGGAGGUCGUGGCUGGCCAGACCAUUUCCCUGGUUCCCCCCAAGCUUCUGAAUUCCUGGAAGGGCCAUUUGGAUAGUGUGGCAGACAUCCUGUAUGUGGAUAGCUUCCAGCUGGUUGUCAGUGCUGGCCAGGACUGUGACGUCAAGGCUUGGAAACUCUCCGGUGACACCAUUGGUAUGGGUCCUGCUGAAGCCCUGUUCUUCCCCAACCUCACAUCUGAUGGAUGCCUGAUCAUUUUGCACCAUUGCUACUUUAUACAUGAGCCACGGACAUUUGGCCUGAGUGUUUGGAAAAGGUUGCAGGAUAUUCAGAUUGUUGGUGAUCUUAAAGUGGGAAAAAGCUCAGAGGAGGAGGCUGACUCUACAGAUGCUGCCCAGAAGGCCUUCCGUCCAGAGCUGCGGGAGCAGCGGGCUCUGGCCGAGGCCCUGGUGUACCAGCGGCGGGAGCAGGUGGUGCUCAUGGCUCUCCUGAAUGGGAAGGCAGACGCGGAGGCUGAGGCGUGGGCUAAGCUGCAGAAGAUCACCCAGACGUCCCCAUGGGCUGGGGAGCGCUCCCCGGAAGACAUUGAGUGUAGCUGGUGCAAGUGGGAGUCCAAGGGCAAGCAGAUGAGCAAAGUUGUGGGAGCAGCGUACAAGCCCAAGGACCGGUCGCGGAGUUCCCGACUCCUGUCCACCCACGUGCAGUAUGACUGGAUGAAGUACCAGAUUUCACCUCAGAUCUACCAAAGCCUGCACUUCAACAGACUGUCACCCACCCACACACCUGACCUCGUGCUGCACAACGUUCUAGAGCAGCAGGGCCCGCACAGCCACCUGGCAGCCCACCAUAGCCACAAGGACCCAGAUCCUGAUAGGGACACCAGCUCGUCAGCCACCUCCCUCCCCGUCAGCGACACCCUCACCCUGACAGCCUCAGACUCCGGGUUCCUGGAGUCUGCCUUGUCCAGCUCCCCAUACCUCCGGGCCUCCCCCUCGGUCCUGUCCCAGGCACCCAAGUACAUCGUGCAGAGGUGGGCGACCCCCAUGCCUGCUGCCUCAUCCGUCGAACUGCUCUCAAGACCUCUGAAGGCCACCUUUCGGUCCUCCACGAAGAAGAGCUAACCGCAUCCGGUUCUAAGGUGGCCCACCCUCUCUCCAGUCCUCCAGCGCAAGGCCCAGGCCCACGGGCCUCCUGUCUGUCCCUGGCUUAUUACCCCUGCUAGACCCAGAAGAUAGAGACCUUCUAUUGACCUCCUUCUUCCCCAGAGUCCUGGAGAAGAAAAUAAAUAUUUGCACAUAUUGGAGUCCCAUAG
Molecule: messenger RNA, 5332 nt
Organism: Callorhinus ursinus (northern fur seal)
Lineage: Eukaryota; Metazoa; Chordata; Mammalia; Carnivora; Otariidae
Gene: EFCAB8
Product: EF-hand calcium binding domain 8
Molecular function (GO): calcium ion binding; protein binding
Source: RefSeq, a predicted model, not a curated record